AAUGCUUUUUGCAAGAAUGUAAUAACCUGUGCAUGCCGGGCUCCCUGCUGCUGUUGUUCUUUAUAGAAAGGUUAGUUUAGUCGGGAGGUGAGGUUGGCAGGCUGACAACUUAAUGUUCAACAGACUUUCCUCAGAGUGAAUUUGGGACAUUUUAUGUAAGUACUGAAAAUAACAACGUGUUCCUCGAUUGUUGCAAAUGGGACUUUAAAUGUGUUUGACAGCCAAUGAUGUACUUCAGAGAGAUGGAGCCUCACCUCCAUGAACCUGGGUCAAUUUAUUCUCCUGUGUUUGAUAUUAUAUGCGACCAAGUAAUCUCAUUAGUGAAGGCUACACAGUGUUGUAGGGUUAAAUAAGUGAGUAUAAAGUUAUUAUAAAGGGCCUUGGUGUCUUUUCUUUUACGGUGUUAAACUGCACGAUGAUGUUUCCCCAUCAUACAGACGGAACGGAAUCAGGACACCCGAGAGCAGCUGACUUCACCUCAGUGGAAGGCGAGGGGGAACCCGGGUCCAGGUCCAGACGCUCAGAGAUCAUCAUGGCUUCCAAUUCAACGAACAUCUCCUCCGACAAGCGCUUCCUCAUCUUCUUUGACUUUGAUGAGACCAUCGUGGAUGAAACCAGCGACGACGUGGUGGUGCAGGCCUCCCCGGGUCAGCACAUGCCGGGCUGGCUGAAGGACACCUACCAACCCGGCCGCUACAACGAGUACAUGCAGCGCGUGCUUGCCUACCUGGCGGAGCAGGGCGUCACCGAGAGCGACAUCCGCAGCGUCAUGGAGAAGAUCCCGGCCACCCCCGGCAUGCUCACCCUCCUGCAGUUCCUCCGCACCCGGCCCCCGCAGGACUUUGAGGUGGUGCUGUUGUCCGACGCCAACACCUUCUUCAUUGAGUCCUGGCUCCGGCGCGCGGGGGCCCGCCAACUCUUCCACCGGGUCUUCAGCAACCCGGCCACCUUCAACAAGGACGGCCGACUGGUGAUGCGUCCCUUCCACUCCCACGACUGCGUGCGGUGCCCCAACAACAUGUGCAAGCAGGUGAUCGUCAGGGACUAUGUGGCCCGCAGGAUGCAGGAGCGGGGCCGCCCGUACCAGAGGGUCUUCUACGUGGGGGACGGAGCCAACGACUUCUGCCCGGCGCUCUCCCUCGGGCCCCGGGACGUGGCUUUCCCGCGGCGGGAUUUCCCAAUGCACCGCCUGAUCACUGAGACCCAUGAAGCCAUGCCCGGGGAGUUCAAGGCGGUGACGGUGCCGUGGAGCAGCGGGGAGGAUGUAGUGCAGCGGCUGAGGAAGCUGGUGGCAGAGAGGGGGGAUCAUUAAGGGGCCAUUUGACACUUUCAGUCAUGUUCUCAGGUACAAUAAAUCCUAGAUAAUAAUGGUCAAGGUAAUCAAAUAAUCUGUGUGCUACUGUCAGUCAAAAUAAAUGUUGUCUCUCUGGCGUCCAGCCUGACCCGGAGGUCACUUUCUGAACAGAGUCCCACUUUAUCAACAGCAAGUUAAUGAUUAUGGAGGCCUGCCAUUGUACCCAAAGAGAGGAGAUCAAUGACCAAUCAAAUGCUUUGUUAAAUAAAAUAAAAAUGAUUUCAACGAUGAGGUAUAACUUUAAAGCUUCGGGGUAUUCGGUGCUUUCAAGUGUUAAACUGGUCAGUAGGGAGUACCCUUGUAGUAGCAAUAUUUAGAAAUGUUAUGGAUGGUUAUGUCAACCAACAAUUGUGUUUUCUUAUCUGCACUUUUUAAAAUAUUAAAUUAUAGUCUCAAUAAAUGGAUUCUGAGUAAUGGGCAUUUCAACUGAUCUACAUGAUGACCAAACGAUAUAUUUAUCAACAUGAUUCUCAGAGAAUAGGCCUGUAUGUCUAAUUUAAAUAUAUGACAAUGUUGUUGUGUUUGUUUGUUUAACUUGUUAAAUCUGUUUUGUCUUAUGUGUAAAGAACAUAUUAACACCAGCAGGAAUAAAGCCAUCAACUGAAA
Messenger RNA from Cottoperca gobio, 1960 nucleotides. RefSeq names its product phosphoethanolamine/phosphocholine phosphatase 1 (gene phospho1). The coding region runs from base 416 to 1312 and encodes 298 amino acids. Gene Ontology annotation, molecular function: phosphatase activity. Lineage: Eukaryota; Metazoa; Chordata; Actinopteri; Perciformes; Bovichtidae. The record is from RefSeq and is a predicted model, not a curated record. The transcript is spliced from 2 exons.